This is a messenger RNA of Tetrahymena thermophila SB210, 2724 nucleotides long. RefSeq names its product Serine/Threonine kinase. Lineage: Eukaryota; Ciliophora; Oligohymenophorea; Hymenostomatida; Tetrahymenidae. The transcript has 9 exons. The record is from RefSeq and is a predicted model, not a curated record. Gene Ontology annotation, biological process: protein phosphorylation; spliceosomal complex assembly; regulation of mRNA processing. Gene Ontology annotation, molecular function: protein kinase activity; ATP binding.
AAAAAAAAAAUACAAAUUACAAAAAAAAUAAAAAAUCAAAUAUUUUUUAAUUUUAUAAAAAGAAGAAAUCAAAAAAUUAAAAGAAAAAAAGAAAGAAAAUUUAAAGGAAUUAAAUAAAAUCACUAAAUAUAUUAUUAGGACAUUUCAUCUAAAUAAUAAAUAAGAAAAGGUAAAAAAGUAUAAUACUCACUCUCUAUACAACAAACAUUUGCAAAUCAAGAUAUUAAUAUGUAUUCUGAAGAUCUUUUACAAAGUACAGGCACUUCUUUUUUAGGAUAAGUUAAUAUGAAUCAUUCAUCCUCCACAGCUACUACAGUCUCAACUAAUGGUUAGUACUCUAAGAAAAAUUUAAAUGGAAACUCUAAUAAUUUAGCCCCCUCAAACGGGACUUAUCAAAAUCAAAACAUAAACCAUAAGGGUGCCACUGAAAAGGAGAAUAUUAAAUAUGCAGAUGGCGAGCCAGUUAAAACUAAUUUUUAGAAACCUCAAUUUUAUGAAGACGAAGUGUGGAUUGCCAAGUAGUAAUAGCAAAUGGCUCUCCUUUAAUAGCAAUAAUAGUUAAAUUAUUAAAAGAAUAUGGACUUUUAAGUUGCCCACUAGCAAGAACCUCAUUAGCAGUAUUAAUAUUAUGAAGAUGAAUUUUAAAAAGUUGCAGGAAAUAAUCACAAUAUUGAAAAUUAAAAAGCUCCAGUACAAGAGCCACCACAACAAAAAGAACCAACCCUUGAAGAUAUUAUGAAUUAAGUUGAUAUGGAGCAUGACAGUGAGGAUGAGGGUAUUUAAGAUUAUAAAAUUGGAGGUUACCAUCCUGUACAUAUUGGAGAAGUUGUUAAUAAGCGUUAUGUUGUUAUUUAAAAAAUUGGUUGGGGUCACUUCUCAACUGUAUGGCUCGCAAAAGAUUUUAAGUAUGAUACUUAUGUAGCUCUUAAAAUUUAAAAAAGUGCUCCACACUAUCUUGAAGCUGCAUUCGACGAAGUUGAGAUACUUUAAAAGGUAGCAAGAAUGAGCAAAGACCCUGAAUGGAUGAAGUCGCUAUAAAAGUAUUAUGAAGGAGAAAAGAGAAAGAGCUUUAAUAAAGAUGACUGCUAAGUAGUUUAGUUAUUGAACAGCUUUGUGUUUAAAGGACCUUAUGGAAAUCAUUUCUGUUUUGUUUUUGAAAUUUUAGGAGUUAACCUGCUAGAAGUCAUUAAAAGAUACAACUAUAGUGGUGUUCCUAUGCAUUUAUGCAGAAAAAUAGCAAAAUAAGUUCUCAUAGGUUUAGAUUUCUUACAUAGAUUCUGCGAUGUUAUUCAUACAGAUUUAAAACCUGAAAAUGUCCUACUUUAGUUAACCUAAGAUGAAUUAAAGGAUAUUAUUGAAAAUGGCUAAAUGACAAAAAAUUAACUCUUUAAAGAGCGUCUCAAAGUCAUAAGAAAGCAUCUUGGAGUUAAGGAAGAGGAAGAAAAACCUGUUGAAGAAAAAAAACCUCAAUAAUAAUAAUAAGCUAAACCUGAUUAAAAAACUAAAAAGUAAUAAGAAGAUGAUGAUAAUGAUAAUGAUGAUGAAGACGGAGAAGAUGAUGAUGGUAAUCAAAAGGAUGAAGGGGAUAAUACCAACCUGAAAGAGCUUGAAUAAAAGCUAAAGCAACCUGGUCUUACAAAGAAGCAAAAAAAGAAUCUCCGUAAAAAAAUUAGCAUGAAGAAGAGAAAAUUAUAGGAAUAAAAGAAUGCAUAGCAAUAGCCAUAAGAAUAAUAAUCUACUAAAGAAUCUACAAAGCAAGAAAAUUAGGCAGAAGAGAACAAGCCAAGCCAAUAAAAAGAAAUGAAUACAAAGGAUUUGUUCUCUUAGCCCGAUACUAAGCUAUUAGAUAAAAAUAAACUCAUGCGUGGACCUUAGCUUGAUGAAAACUUCAAACUAAAAAUAGCAGAUUUAGGUAAUGCCUGCUGGACUUUCCAUCAUUUUGCCACUGAAAUUUAAACUCGUUAAUAUCGUUCUCCAGAAGUUAUCAUCGGAAGCAAAUAUAAUACUACCGCUGAUAUUUGGAGUUUGGCAUGCAUGCUCUUCGAAAUGCUCACAGGAGAUUUUCUAUUUGAGCCUAGAAAAGGUCCUACUUUUUCCAAGAACGAUGACCACUUAGCUCAAAUUGAAGAGUUGUGUAAGAAGUUCCCAAAGAGCUUUGCAAAGAGAGGUGAAAAAUCAAAAAAAUACUUUGAUAAUAAUGGCAAUCUUAGAAGAAUACCUUAGUUAUAAUACUGGCCUCUCAAGUCUGUUUUAGUAGAAAAAUAUCGCUUGAAAGAGAAAGAAGCUAAAGCUUUUGAAGAUUUCAUGAUGCCUAUGCUUCACUGCAUGCCUGAAAAAAGAGCUACUGCUGAGCAAAUGCUCAAUCACCCAUGGUUGAAGGGUCCUACUACUUCAUAUGAGUUUAAAUAAACUGAAUAGGAAUAUUAGGAUUACAUUAAAAGAAAGCAAAAACUUAUAGAUAUUGCAAAACUCUAAGGUGAAGAAUAUGUAGACCCUAACUAAGAAAAUAAUGAAUUAUAUGAUGAUGACAUCUAUGAUGGAGAUGGUGAAGUAAGUAGCUUGGAAGAAUUCGAAAAUGAUGACGAGUUUUAUGGUUACAAGCCAGACAUUAAUAUCAAACUUGUAGAUAGAUCAUUUACUAAUUUAGGAUACAUAGGAUAUGGUGAUGGAAUUGAUUUAGAAGCACUCGACAAUGGUGGAAAUUGGCAAUUCAAUAAUGUUUGA